Molecule: messenger RNA, 1944 nt
Organism: Plasmodium berghei ANKA
Lineage: Eukaryota; Apicomplexa; Aconoidasida; Haemosporida; Plasmodiidae
Product: conserved Plasmodium protein, unknown function
Exons: 1
Coding region: 1-1944 (647 amino acids)
Source: RefSeq, a predicted model, not a curated record
AUGAAAAAACUAAAUUUGUUGUUUAAACUAUAUCAUAGACGCGCAGAAUGCAAUGGUAGUACUGGUUUUGUUGGAAAUAAACAUCAUAUUAAAUUAAAAAAAAUAUCCUAUGAUUUUUAUAAAAAUAGCAAAAUAAAUAUAUUGGAUGAACAAUGUUAUGAAAAUGCAAUAAAAAUAAGUCAAACCAUCUCAAGUUUUUAUAAAAACAAAAUAUAUAACAACCAAAGUUAUAUACUAAUUUUUAAAGGAUUUAUGAAUAUAUUAUUAAAAAUAAAAGAAAAAGAAAAAAUAGAAAAAAAAAAAAAAUUAUUAAAUAUUAUGAAUAUAUUUGUAUUAUAUUUUAAAGAUCACAUAAAUAUUAUGAAUGAACAAGAUAUCACAUUAUUAUUAGACACUAAUGGAAAAUGUAAUAUUAACAAUAAAAUAAUAAAUGAAUUAAUAAUUAAUAGAUUUGAUAAAAAUAAUAAUAAAAAUACAUUAUUUUAUAAUUUAAAUCCAAAAAGUGUGUGCAUCAUCUUAAAUAAUUUAUAUAAAAUUAGUGGAAUAAUAAAAAUUAACAUUAUUCAAGAUAUAUAUACAUAUUAUAUUAUUAACAAAUAUUCGAAUUACACAUUAAAGCAACUUAUAAUUAUUUUGCAUUCUUUGAAUAAAUAUAAUUUCCAAAAAUCUCAAAUUAUAUAUAUAUUAAAUUAUAUAUCUUUAAAAAUUUUUAAAUUAUAUGAUAUUUUUCUUAAAACUAAUGAAAAUAAAUUCAAACAAAAAAAUACAAUAAACCUAACUAUAUCCACUACCCACCACAACCAUCAUAAUAUUCCUAUUUUAAAAAUAUGUGAAAAAAACAAUUUAAAAGAAAAUCAAAUACAUCAAAACAAUAAAAUGUCAUUUAUAUAUAAUAAGGGUGAAGAUAAGCAUAGAGAAAAUACGAAUGAAUUUAUUUCACUAUUUUGUAAAAAUAAUAAAUAUGAAGUUAUUUUAUUAUAUGUUUUAAGUUGCUAUAAUUAUUGUAAUAAUAAUAUUAUUAAGAUUCUAAUUAAACAAACAAAAAAUAAAAUCUUAACAAUUUAUAACGAAAAAGAAAUAUGUAUGUUAAUUAAUUCUAUAUCGAAUUUUUUUGUUUUAAAAAAAAAUAAAAAUUUUGAUAAACAUGGAAUAGAAGAGGAUAAUUAUAUAAAUGACAAAAACAAAUUAUUUAUGUCAAAUUUAAUUGAUGAUAUUAUUAAAUGUAAUCAAAUAUUUAAUUAUUAUUCACAUUUUAGUAUAAUAUCUAUUUAUAUAUUCUUGUCGAAAUUAGAUUAUUUUAAAUGUUACAAAAAUAAACAAAUACAUGACAAGUUUUUAAAUCAAAUAUUCUACAACGAUACAACAAAUAACAAUAAUUAUAUAGAGAAAAAAAAAAAAAAAAAAAUUCCAUAUUUUUUUCUUAAUAAUAAUAAAGAUAUUACUGUAAAGACAUUAAUAAAUUUAGCAUUUUCAUUAUCUUUAAACAAUAUAAAUUGUUACAAAUAUUAUAAUUUUGUUUUACACUAUUUUUAUAUAUUAGUAAAAAAAUACAUUAUUUCUUUUAAUAAUCAUUCAGGAUAUAUUAACUAUGAUAUAAAUAAGUUUAUUCAAUUUUUGUCAAUUCAGAAUAUACAAUUACUUUGUAUUAUAUACACUUAUUUGUUUGUAAAUAACAUUUUAUUUAAAUUGAAUAUAAUAAAUUGCCAUUUAUUUCUAUUCUUUAUAAAUAAUCUUAAUUAUAUAAAUUCAAUGUAUUUAUCUCAGCACAUUUCUUCAAAAAUACAUGAAGAAAUAAAUACAAUACUUACAUCCUUAAAAAAAUCAAAACACAAUAAUUUGGAAAACAAUCAAAACUAUGAUAAAAUAACAACCCAACAAAUAUUACACACUAAUGAAUGUUUUAUUUUUCCUUAUUAUAUAGAUAUAUAUUUAUCCCCAAUAUAA